Messenger RNA from Melanotaenia boesemani (Boeseman's rainbowfish), 887 nucleotides. Its product is annotated as protein Bouncer-like. The coding region runs from base 107 to 607 and encodes 166 amino acids. The transcript has 2 exons. The record is from RefSeq and is a predicted model, not a curated record. NCBI's taxonomy places the organism in Eukaryota, Metazoa, Chordata, Actinopteri, Atheriniformes, Melanotaeniidae.
UGUGCAUUUAUCUAAUUAUGCAUACAACUGCUUUAAAAACACACCUGUAUCUAAUUAGUAAUCAGUGGGUUUUGUGUGGAUACAUCCUCACAUCUUUGGAGGGAAGAUGGCAUCACAAAGAGAGACCAGUGUGGACAUCCAUCUGUCGGGGCCACGCUGGUUCCGCCUGACCUCCAUCCUUCUGGUCUCUGCUCUGGUCCUCCCAACUCUAUCUCUGCAGAGCUUGCUGUGUUACUUCUGUCCAUUGCAGGACAAAAGCGUCUCCUGCUCAAAUAGUACCAGCCAGUGUCUACCUAACCAGCACUGCUCCAGCUCCAGAGGCUACUACGGCUCCGUUCACAUGCUGUCUGCUCAGGGCUGCGUGGAUGCUGACCUCUGUGACUCUCAUGAAAUUAUCUCUUUUCGAGGAGUUGAAUACAACGUCAGUCGUGCUUGCUGCUGCAAAGACAAAUGUAACACUGCCCCAAAACCUGACAGCAUUUGGAAGAAGCUACUAGGAAUGAUCAAGGCAAAAAUGGAUAACACCACUAAUAUUGUAGUAGAGGAGGCUUCAGAUUCUUGUGCAAACUACACGUUAACAGCUGCAUUUCCUACCAUAAAAACAUAGGAGUAUUUAUAGUUGUAAAGAUUUGAGGGAGUCCUGUUAACCAGGGGGACUUACUGUUCCUAAAUCUCUUAAAGGUGACUAACAUUUAGUCAAAUGUUUGUACUUAAUUUUAUUGUUGAAUUAAUACGUAGCUGUGAGUGAACAAAUGCAUCAUAAAAUCAUCUGAUUAUUUAUAUGUUCCUGAAAUAAGAGGGUGAGCUGGUCAAUCAUCCUCCUGGUAUACUGAAGCAUUAUUUCUGUACAGAUGAAUGUCAGAAUAAAAGCAACACAAUUAAUCUCA